GCUUGCAUGUAAAUAAAUUUUCCAUCAAAAUUUGGUUUCUCACAGCCUAAUUUACAUGCUAAUUGGAUAUUGGUUCCUCUAAAGUUUUGAGCCUGAUGUACUUGGGAAGCGAAGCUGGAACUUGGAACUGCCAGGUUUGAGAGGUGAAUCAGGUGACGGAUACAUAGCUGUUGGCUCAACAUAGAUAAUGACAUAAGGUAACUACAGGGAAUUCAGACCGAGUCUUUCAGAACUUUCAAAGGUCAAACGGAACGACACUCGCAUCGCGCAUACAAACACUUUAUUUGUGUUCAAUUGAAGAUUUAUUGAAUAAAAGAUUCGAUGAACGGAAAGGCAGGCGCAUCGCACGUGCGUCUAGACUAGUGUAAAUAAUCUUAACAGUCAAGACACAAACAAAAAUCAGACUCACCCGAAAGGGCAAAACUAGUUUAGGCGCCCAACACAAACAAAAGUCAGACUCAGAUCUAGCUGCAAACCUGCAACGCCCUCUGAAUAGUAGUGUCUAUGAAUUGCAGUCACUGAAACACCUCCUCUACUGAAUUCAAUCAGGUUGUUUUAUACUGUUAGUGAAGUGCAGCCUAUGCGGAUGAAUUCAAUGCGAUUUCCACCACCUAGGGAACCUCCACCUUGGUUCCCAGUCGUAACACCUGAUCCGUUACUAAAUAGUUCGUUUUGGAAGGCGGAGAAUGUAAAAAAUCAUAUGAAGAAAUUAGAAGAAACUGUUGAUUUAGCUAAAGCAAUGCAAAAAAAAUUGGAGGCCAUACUUUUGUGUAAAGGAAGGAGCGAGUCUGCUGGGGAGAUAGAUGAUGCAAACCUUGAUUCGUCCAUUAUUAAGAUUUCUGAAGUAAUCAAAGAGAAAGCAACAAAUUUGGAGGUGCAAGAAUUGUUGUCUGUUGAAGCUGCAAACUCUUUGCUCUUGAAUUUGAAAAGUCAAAUUGAACCUUUGGGGAUUUGUAGUAGUCAAACUAGUCAGUGGGAAGAGAAAUCUGCGGCAGUUCGAUUGGCUAAUAAGAUACAGAAAUACGAUAGGAAUAAACGUUGGAGGAAGAAAAAGAGGAAACGAGUCGCUGAAAAGCUAACUAAGGAGCGUGAAAGGUUCGACCAGGCUGAUCAAGAAGCUGAUGAGUGGAGGGCUAGAGAAAUUGCCAAGGAUAUUGCUAGACGCAAGGUUGAAAAUAUGAAGGAAAUAGCAAAAGUUAAAGCUAACGAGGAAAGAAAGAAACUAGAAUCUGAGCUUGAGAUGGUUUUAAUCGUGGAGAAGUUGCAAGAAUUACGUUCCAUCAGAAUUCAAAAGCUGAAGAAGCAAGGCAACUUCUCAUCAAGGUUAUUGUACUGUUACAGUGACGACGAGAAAUCAAAUCUUAAUAUUAUUGAUUCAUUUUUGUUCAUUUCGUAUGAUAAAUUUUUUGAACAUAGUGUUGCAUUAUUUGAGAGAACUGAUCACUGAUAAGGUGAUUACCAAGAACCCCACAACUUAAUCACUUUAUCGAUAGCUAUAACUGAUGUUAAGAUUAUGCAUUACGAUCAUGUAGCAAGCGAGAUUUUGAGGAACCUCCUUCUUCUAGCUAAUAGAGAAAUAUUUCGUG
Molecule: messenger RNA, 1586 nt
Organism: Papaver somniferum (opium poppy)
Lineage: Eukaryota; Viridiplantae; Streptophyta; Magnoliopsida; Ranunculales; Papaveraceae
Product: U11/U12 small nuclear ribonucleoprotein 59 kDa protein-like
Exons: 9
Coding region: 581-1447 (288 amino acids)
Source: RefSeq, a predicted model, not a curated record